UAACUUAUUUUAAAAAUUAUUCAUCUAUUUUAAAUUUCAUUGUGAUAUAAGUAAAUCAAAGACAAGUAGGAUAACGUGAACAGAGACAUAAAAAAUAAAUAAAUUGUGUGCACAGAAGGAACAGAGUCCAGAGUCCUCUGGGUAUUUGUAGAGCAGAUUAUUUUAUCUGUUUUGAUAAAACAUUUUAGUUUUUCCACUUCUGCUGUCCAGCUGUAUAAAAGUAAGUUUUGUUACAAAAAUCCCUCUGAUUCCCAUAUAGAGUCUCUGAAUUAAUUGGCCAGUUCUACUCUUACUCUGCUCUCUGUUGGUAUAAUUUCUAAUUGCAGUAAUUAUGCAGGUUUAAUGAUGUCAUCCAACCUCCUCCUUUGGGGCGGAGCUGUGCUGUUAUGCUCCAUGGCUUCGCCCAUCGUAUGUUUCUCCCACGGAGCGAGUCUCACUUCCUGUCAGGAGAUGAUUCCUGGACACAUCCGCGCUCAUCCCCUGGACCCGAAGCACAGCUUCAUCACCUUACACACCUCAUCAUCCUCAUACCUGCCUGGGCAGUUAAUAACAGUGUCUGUACGAAGCUCCAGAGACUUCAUGGGUUUCCUGCUCCAGGCCCGCAGUGUUGGUGGGGAAAGGAAUGGGUUUGGAGAAGGUCCUGGUAUCAGGACAGAGAGACUUGGUCCACUUCUGGUGGGCGGCUCCUGGAUUCGAUCUCCACCAGGUACCCACACCUUACGCUGCCUGUUUGAAGGCGACACGGUCACACACUCGGACAAACAGCUAAAGAGGAACCUGUCGUUUGUGUGGAGAGCUCCUGACAUGCCAGAGGGAGACAUGCGCUUCCACAUAACUGUGGUACAAUCCUACUUCGUGUACUGGACUGGUAUCGAGUCUGCAGUGGUGCGUGAUCGAAGUCCCAGUGCUUGGAGACGCAGUAAAACCAAAAUGGCGGAUGGAGCAAGCACAAUUGUUGCUGUGCAAGAAACAGUUACUACCCAGACAGGUCGGCAUUCUGUGCUCAUUAUUAGCUACAGUUCUUUUGCUAGUCACAGCAGUGAAAACUUCACAUCAGUCACAUCAACAUCUUCCAUUCAUUCCCCUUCUAGCCCAUCUCAGAACGAACCUCAAACAACCCCAAAUCAUCCUGCACCAGCAUCACCUUCCCCAAUCUCCAUACCUCACCAUUUAACCUCUACUAACUACCAAACCACCACUCCGCCAACCUUCUCUACCUCUUCCACCAUUUCUUCCUUCAGUGCCUCCAACUAUCCAACAAUGCCUUCUUUGCCUACUUCAAUCUCCCCAACUUUCUCUUCUUCUACACCCUCUUUCUCAGUUACCUCACCAUCUUUAAGAGUGAGUUUGUCAUCUUUUAUUUCACCCAUCAGCUCCCCUAAACCAGAACCAACAUCAGCGCCUCAUAAAAUCACUCUAGAUCAGAAGUUGGUAACCCAAACCCACCAUGCACCAAACUCUGAGACUCGAUUCACCUCACCGGCACACAGAAAGGUUGUCCAUCCAAACCCCAAACCUUAUCCCAACCUCAGACCAAAUCAUGACCAAGAGAUCAAACCAAACAUUCAAAACACGGAUACCAAACCAAAGCAUCCCUCAGAUCCCGCUGACGCUCCAGACAAAGAAGGAAAGUAUCCGGACAUUGUCCCCAGACACAGUGCCUGGGAGCUGGGCAUGCUGCUGGGCUGCUCGGCCGGGUUGGGCAUGGUGCUGGUGGUCGGGCUGAGGUAUGUCUACCGGCAGGCCUGUGGCAGGCGGACUGAGGUGACGCUGAACGACCGCGAGCGAGAGUACGGGAGACGGGACCAAGGGCUGGUUCACCUCCAGGAGUGUGGCGAUUUGGUCAGAGUUAAAAAAAUCAGAGAGAACAGCUUCGUGUUUCUGGCGGAGUACGAUAUCCUGGCAUCGCCUUCAAACUGAGAGAGAGGCUCAUCAAGACCGACGUUAAACAUCCGAAAGACGGAUCUGGAAGAGGAUUAGGACAACCAAAAAAAUAAAAAAUAACUUUUCACAGAAUUCUGAUAUUAAACUUCUGAGAUCAAAAGUCAUAUUCUGACCAAAAAAAAGU
Molecule: messenger RNA, 2068 nt
Organism: Xiphophorus hellerii (green swordtail)
Lineage: Eukaryota; Metazoa; Chordata; Actinopteri; Cyprinodontiformes; Poeciliidae
Gene: reeld1
Product: reeler domain containing 1
Exons: 4
Coding region: 343-1920 (525 amino acids)
Cellular component (GO): membrane
Source: RefSeq, a predicted model, not a curated record